Messenger RNA from Laetiporus sulphureus 93-53, 306 nucleotides. RefSeq lists its product as uncharacterized. The transcript has 2 exons. Lineage: Eukaryota; Fungi; Basidiomycota; Agaricomycetes; Polyporales; Laetiporaceae. Bases 1 to 306 code for a protein of 101 amino acids. The record is from RefSeq and is a predicted model, not a curated record.
AUGGUUCUGCGCGUCUGGCUCACCGUGAACCAGCCCCAGUUAACAUGCGUCUCCAUUGAUGCUCAAUCUGUUGCAGUCACCGGGACACGCGACAUUGCGGUGGCCACCCUCCGCAAGCCCGAAGUCCUGUCUUCCCUCUCCGAGAAGUGCCCCGUGUCCCAGCUGCUCAUGAUCAGGCUCGACGUCGUUCAGCCGACAGAGAUAUCUGCCGCGUUCAAAGCCAUCACUCGCGCGUUUCGGCCACGUAUUGUCAUUGAUAUUUGUCGUGAUUGGAUUCCUCUGGGUGGCACUAUCAACCCGUCGUAA